Messenger RNA from Diaporthe amygdali, 852 nucleotides. Its product is annotated as hd family. Lineage: Eukaryota; Fungi; Ascomycota; Sordariomycetes; Diaporthales; Diaporthaceae. Gene Ontology annotation, molecular function: 5'-deoxynucleotidase activity. The coding region runs from base 1 to 852 and encodes 283 amino acids. The transcript is spliced from 2 exons. Gene Ontology annotation, cellular component: cytoplasm. The record is from RefSeq and is a predicted model, not a curated record.
AUGUCACCAAGCGCAGUCAACAACGAGCCGCUCGACGGCCUCAGCGAUCAGAUCACGCCCGCAGACCCAGAUCCCUCCGUCGUCUUCACCCCCAAGGUAACCGGAGACUGGACCGUCGCCAAAGUCCUCGCGACAAUCCCCACGGGCGCGCCGCAGGAGAACUCGCCCUCACCCAUUCCCUACUUCCACAUGCUGGAGCGGCUCAAGACAACCAAGCGCGAGGGAUGGCGGCGAUUUGGCAUUGCGCGCGGCGAGUCCAUCGCAGACCACAUGUACCGCAUGGCAAUGAUCAGCAUGCUGGCGCCCCCUUCCCUACUCGCCCGCAUCGACCGCGACAAGUGCACGCGCAUGUGCCUCGUGCACGACAUGGCCGAGAGCCUGGUCGGCGACAUCACGCCCGUGGACGGCGUGCCGAAGCCCGAGAAAUCGCGCCGCGAGGCCGACACCAUGGACUACCUGACGCGCGGGCUGCUCUCGGGGAUCUGGGGCGGCGGCAAGGCGGGCAAGGAGGCGGGCGACGAGAUCCGCGCGCUGUGGCAGGAGUACGAGGACAGCGAGACGCUCGACAGCCACUUCGUCCACGACAUCGACAAGGUCGAGCUGCUGCUGCAGAUGGUCGAGUACGAGAAGCGCGGCGAGCGGAAGCUUGACCUCGGCGAGUUCGCGUACGUCGCCACGCGGCUGGCGCUGGACGAGACCAAGGAGUGGGCGCGUGAGAUCAUCAAAGAGCGGGAGGCCUACUGGGCUGGCAAGGGCCAUGUCCAUGGUGAUGCUGGCGUCGAGGGCGGUGUGCCGCAGGACCACCUCCAGGCGGUGGAUGAGUACUACAAGGGUGCGGGCGGUGCGCCCUGA